AUGAUCGCACGCGACCCGGACAGCACUGCGCGGCUGGUGUACUCCAUGGGCUCCACCACGGAGACCACAGUGAUGCAGUCUACGUUCAGCAUUGAGACAAACGGAGCUGUACGACUGCGCAGCUUCCUUGACUAUGAACUGCGCCACACCUACAUCGUUCCCGUCAAGGUCAGCGAUGGCGAAUUCACAACCCAAGCCCAGUUGUUUGUGCACGUGUUGGAUGUUAACGACGAGGCACCUGAGUUUGAAGUUAACCCGAAGCAACUGAUUGUGGAAGAGAAUGCUUCGGCCGGCAAGCUUAUUGGCCGAGUGAGUUCACUUUUCCAUGCUGAACCACUUCAGUAA
Dicrocoelium dendriticum is the source of this 345-nucleotide messenger RNA. The record is from the annotation of a GenBank genome assembly. NCBI's taxonomy places the organism in Eukaryota, Metazoa, Platyhelminthes, Trematoda, Plagiorchiida, Dicrocoeliidae.